AUGGAACAACAGUCAAACAAGGCUCAUAGAGGAGCCACCAAGAAAACAGGAGCAAAAAAGAAACUACAUCAAAAUGGUCAGAAUAAAAAGGCAUUUGCCGUAGCGGCACCUCGGAAAUUGGAACGAAUGGCAAGACGAUCACACGAUGUCAAUGAACGUAAAUUGCAUGUACCUAUGGUUGAUCGUACCCCUGAUGAUGAUCCUCCACCAGUAAUAGUUGCCGUUGUUGGGCCACCAGGUACCGGAAAAUCAACCUUGAUCAAAUCAUUGAUCAGACGAUUGACCAAGACUACUUUAACUGAAAUUAAAGGACCAAUAACCGUUGUCAGUGGGAAAAGAAGACGAUUGACAUUUAUUGAAGUCAAUAAUGACUUGAAUUCCAUGAUUGAUGUAGCCAAGAUUGCUGAUUUAGUACUUCUUUUAAUUGAUGGAAAUUAUGGAUUAGAAAUGGAAACAAUGGAGUUUUUAAACAUUGCACAACAUCAUGGUAUGCCUAGAGUAUUGGGGGUGGCCACUCACUUGGACCUUUUCAAAUCGCAGUCUACUUUAAGAACAUCGAAAAAGAGAUUAAAACAUAGAUUUUGGACUGAAGUUUAUCAAGGUGCCAAAUUAUUUUAUCUUUCCGGAGUCAUCAAUGGGCGAUACCCUGAUAGAGAAAUUUUGAAUUUGAGCAGGUUCAUAUCGGUGAUGAAGUUUAGACCAUUAAAGUGGAGAAAUGAACACCCUUAUUUGUUGGGUGAUCGAAUUACUGAUUUAACACAUCCGCAAUUGAUUGCUGAAAAUCCCAAAUGUGAUCGAAAAGUGGCAAUUUAUGGAUAUCUUCAUGGUACACCAUUACCCUAUCAAGAUGCCAAUGUACACAUUGCUGGAGUUGGCGAUUACAUUGUGUCAUCAGUGGAGAAGUUGCCCGACCCUUGUCCCACACCAUAUUACGAACAACGAUUGGAGGAAUUGGAAAGAGAGAGGAUCAAAGCUGCAGCUGCACUGGGCGAACCAUUGGCCAAGACUACCAGAAGAAGGAAAAGAUUAGAAGAUAAGCAAAAGAUUAUUUAUGCUCCAAUGUCUGAUGUUGGUGGGGUUCUUGUUGACAAAGAUGCCGUGUAUAUUGAUGUUGGUGAUAAAGAAAGUUUCAAUGCCAAUGGUGAUGAUGGAGAAAUCAAAGGAGAAGGAGAAACUAUGGUUACAAAUUUACAAGAUGUUGCCAAAACCAUGGCUGAGCGAUUUGAAGAAGGCCCUGGAUUGCAAUUGUUUUCAAAUUCAAGUGCUUUGCGGAAUGAGGUGUCACAAGACGCGGAAGAGAGUGAAGAAGAACAUGGACUUUUGUCUGAUGUAGAAGAUGACGAAGAAACCAUUGUUGAUACUGGAAGGACAUCAAUGAGAAAAGCAAGAGUUUACGGGAAAUCAGUGUCGGAAGAUGAUGAAUUUGAUGAUGCUGAGUCCAACGACGACGAUGAGGAUGACUACGAAGAAGAUCAAAGAAAAGCCAGAUUGGUCGAAGUUGAUUUUGAUAACAAGUAUAAUGACAAAGAAUUGGAAUAUGUUGAAGAUUCAGCACUUUCUUCCGAUGAAGAUGACAAUGACAAUCUGUACAAAUCAGCGGCUUCCAGAUUGAAAGGGUCUAGCAAGAGGAAAUGGGAUAUCAACAAAUUGAUCUACAUGACAAAUAUUGACCCUGUUGAUGCCAUCAAAAGAUGGAUGGGUGAAGUUGAUGAUGACGACGAAGAGGAAGAAGAGGAUAUUGAACAAGAAGAAGAGGAUUUCUUCAAAAAGAAGGAUGUAAAGGAGUUGAGCGAGGAUUUGGAUAAUUCAAAGCCAAUGUUUCCACCUGUUGAGCAAUUGAGAAAGAGGUUUUCAGCAGACAAUGUUGAUGAUAGUGAUGAGGAGUACGAGAAUGGGUACGCUAUUUUGAAAAAAAGAUUGUUGACCGCUCCAAAAUUGAAUGAUGGUGAAGAAGAACAAAAUGAUGGAGCAGAUGAUGUUGGUGAAGGCGACGACGAUGAAGAAUUGUAUGGCGAUUUUGAAGACUUAGAAGCUGAAGAAGGAGGUCAGUCAAAUGGAAAGGUAAAUACCAGUGAUGGGAAAGAAGAAACAGAAGAUGAUGAUGAAGAUGAUGAAGGUGACGAUUUUGCCGACUUUGAUGCCGAAGAACGCGCUGAAGGAGAAGACAAUGCACUCAUUGAAGAUGAAAACCUCACAGUUGAACAGAAACGUCAAUUAAACGCUGCCAAAAAGGCUAAAUUGAAAACCCAAUUUGAAGAAGAAGAAGAUCGUGAAUUUGGAGCUGAUGAUCCCGAAGGUGACACUGAGGCUGAAACAUGGUACGAGUUUCAAAAGAACAAGAUGGCCAAGCAAUUGGAAAUCAACAAGGCUCAAUAUGAAGAAAUGGAUCAACAGCAAAGGAUCAAAAUUGAAGGAUAUCGUGCCGGUUCCUAUGUAAAAAUUGUGUUUAAUUCAUUGCCCUGUGAAUUUGUGGAAAAUUUCACGCCCGAGUAUCCUUUAGUUCUUGGUGGGUUACUAGCCACUGAAAUGAGAUUUGGUAUCAUGAAUUCAAGAAUUAGAAGACAUAGAUGGCACAAGAAAAUUUUGAAAUCACAAGAUCCAUUGAUUUUGUCAUUAGGUUGGCGUCGAUUCCAAACUUUACCCAUAUACACGACAUCAGAUUCACGAACUAGAAAUAGAAUGUUGAAAUAUACUCCUGAACAUGCAUAUUGCUUUGCAUCAUUUUACGGUCCCUUGGUGGCUCCCAACACGACAUUUGUUGGGUUCAACAUUGUUGACAAUAAAUCAACCACAGGAUCGUUUAGAGUAGCAGCCACUGGUAUUGUUGAAGAUGUCAAUUCAUCAGUUGAGAUUGUGAAAAAAUUGAAAUUGGUUGGUCACCCAUACAAGAUUUAUCGAAACACUGCAUUUAUCAAGGAUAUGUUUUCCAAUGCUUUGGAAGUGGCUAAAUUCGAAGGAGCCCAAAUUAGGACAGUUAGUGGUAUUCGAGGAGAGAUCAAACGAGCAUUAUCGAAGCCAGAGGGGUGUUUUCGAGCCACUUUUGAAGACAAGAUUUUGAUGUCGGAUACGAUCUUCCUCAAGACAUGGUACCCCAUCAAAAUCAAGAAAUUCUACAACCCCGUCACAUCGUUGUUACUUAAUCAUCAUUCUGAAUGGAAAGGUAUGCGAUUGACAGGACAAGUGCGUGCUGAAAACAAUAUCCCUACUCCAUUACAAGAUGACUCACAAUACAAGAAAAUCGAAAGAGUAGAGAGACAUUUCAAUCCAUUGAGAGUGCCGAAAUCGAUUCAAGCUGAUUUACCAUUCAAGUCACAAAUCCAUAAAAUGAAACCACAAAAGAAACAAAGUUAUAUGAAUAAACGAGCUGUUGUAUUGGGUGGUGAAGAAAAGAAGGCAAGAGAUUUGAUGCAAAAGAUUGCCACUAUUCGUAAGGAAAAGGAUGUUAAGCGGAAAACCAAAAAGGAUGAAAAGUUUAAAGAAAAAUUGAAGAAAAUUGUCAAAAAUGAGGAGUUGAGAAAGGAGAAGGAAAAAGAGAGAAAGAAGGAGUAUUUUGCCAAGGAAGGUAAAAAGAGAAGACUUGGUUCAGAAGAGGGUAAUGGAGGAGGAGGUAAAAGAAGAAGAUAA
Lodderomyces parapsilosis is the source of this 3624-nucleotide messenger RNA. It is a transcript of the gene BMS1, whose product is annotated as GTPase. The transcript has a single exon. The record is from RefSeq and is a predicted model, not a curated record. Gene Ontology annotation, biological process: maturation of SSU-rRNA from tricistronic rRNA transcript (SSU-rRNA, 5.8S rRNA, LSU-rRNA); ribosome biogenesis; endonucleolytic cleavage of tricistronic rRNA transcript (SSU-rRNA, 5.8S rRNA, LSU-rRNA). Gene Ontology annotation, cellular component: 90S preribosome; nucleus. Gene Ontology annotation, molecular function: GTP binding; GTPase activity; ATP hydrolysis activity. The coding region runs from base 1 to 3624 and encodes 1207 amino acids. Lineage: Eukaryota; Fungi; Ascomycota; Pichiomycetes; Serinales; Debaryomycetaceae.